UCAACUUACCAUGUAAACUAAUCAGACGAGUAAUAUUUGAAAUGGGGUGCCUACAAACCGUUUUUAAUCAGAACUGAAGAUCUCUGAAACAGAUUAUCAUCAAUGUCGUCUCCCUUCACCGACUCGCUCGAUCAAUUCGGUGCCAACUCGCCGGUAGCCGCCUCGUUUGACGACGGCUACUCCUUUUCCAACUUUGAUUCCACCGUCGCCGAGUCCCCCACGCCGAUCUACGUCUCCGGCGGAGAAUUCAUUGAUCCGACGUAUUUCUCGUCGGAAACCAAUGAAAACGGUCCGAUUCUUCCGCUCGAGGAGAGUUAUGCGCUCCGUGAAUGGAGAAGACAAAACACAAUUCGGUUAGAGGAGAAGGAGAAGAGAGAGAAGGAAUUGUUGAGCCAAGUCAUAGUUGAAGCUGAUGAGUACAAGGUUGAAUUUCACAGAGGGCAAAUUACCUCAGAAACCAACAGAGUGGCCAACCGGGAGAAGGAGCAGGUACUUGUUGCUAAGCUAGAGAAAUUCCAUGCUGAAGCUGACAAGGAUUAUUGGAAAUCUAUAGCAGAACUGAUACCUAAGGAAGUUGUUACAAUAGAGAGGAGGAAAGGAAAGACCGAGCAGGAGAAGAAGGCGUCGGUUGUGGUGGUUCAAGGACCUAAGCCUGGGAAACCCACUGAUUUAUCCAGAAUGCGACAGCUACUCCUGAAGCUCAAACAAAACACCCCUCCCCACCUCAACCAGUCUCCUACUGUGCCCAUCAUCACCAAAGAGCCUGUGGCCGCUGCAUAGUUAUAUAGUCUAUACCAUGUUAAAGGAUUUGUUGCUAGAUAUAUGAGUCUUGUAGCUCUCUCUACAAGUACAACUUUUCAAUUGGUGUUACAUUUGGACAGCUUACAUAAAAGAUUCAAAAAUGUCUUUUGAGUAAAUCAUUUCUUCGCAUUAUUCAA
Messenger RNA from Salvia hispanica, 938 nucleotides. Lineage: Eukaryota; Viridiplantae; Streptophyta; Magnoliopsida; Lamiales; Lamiaceae. The record is from RefSeq and is a predicted model, not a curated record.